CAAUCCAAUAACUAAUAAUGACGCCUACACCGAUCUGUCAGUCUUUUCCGAACGAAUCUGGUCACGGACCGGAUAACAGACGACACACAAAACAUGGGCGGUGUCGUUCGUCGCAGGACCCGCACUGUGUAUCAGGGUAUGCAGCAGCAACAACAAAAUAAGCUACCGUCGACCACAUGAUCAUGCCGACAUCUUCCAUCUUUCAUAAGAGCAAGCUGAACCAACUCUUCUUGUUUUAAAACAUACUCUGUGGUGCCUUUUAGAUCCUCCGCACCCAACGAGGUUCUGGUGCUUUUUCUUUCUGCUUGCUGUUUGGUUCCAUGUAAAUAUCUUCUCAGUCAAGACAUCUUUUUUUGUCAGUCUAAGCAUGGACGGCUCAAGUCCUCUUUCGGUCCUAAGGACGAUUCUGCCCAAGGUACCAUUCAUGAUCAAGACCAUCAUCUGGCAUAUCCUGGGCCUGUCAUCGACGUCACGGGAAUGGGAUCUGCGCACUGCAGUUACAGUCCUUUUGAUCCGGGCCUUGAUCUGCGACUCGAAACCCUCAAGCGUCUCAGAGCAACAGCAGCGUUCGAUUCGAGCACCGCCAGUGCGUGGACCCAUGUGGAUCAGCCGGGUGACAUUGUCCCCGCCGCCAGAGGAGAAUGAUGUUAAGCGGCUUUUGUUUACCGCCAUUGACCAACUGAAUGAAAGUGAUAAUGCCAAUGACAACAAGACGGGAGAAACCGCAUAUGAGAAACCUGAACUCGUACCGGUAGAGGCAGAAUGGACGGGCUACCGUGCAGCCGCUUGGCGCACUACGCCGGAGCCCUCGGUAUUAUCAGAAGAGGAAAAAUAUCACAGGUUGAUGAAGGAAGUAACCAGCGAUAUCACCAUUUUAUAUGUUCACGGGGGAGCACUGUACCUCAUGGACCCAGCAACGCACCGGCCCGCAACAGCACGCCAUGCCCGGCUCACCGGCGGCCGCGUACUUUCCGUGCGGUACCGGUUGGCGCCCAAGUACCCGUUCCCUGCGGCUCUAUUGGACGUCUUUGUGGCGUAUCUCUCUCUUCUUUCUCCGGGCGCUGAUGCACUGCACCCUGCCGUGCCGCCCUCAAAGAUUGUCUUUGCGGGAGAUAGCGCCGGGGGGACGCUGAUUUUCGCUCUUGUUCAAUUACUCCUCCAUCUUCGCCGCACUCUCCCUCCCGCAGUCCGGGUUCUACAAGACAGCGAGCCAAGCCAGAUAGACCAGACAAGCCAGACCUCGAGCCCGACAGUCCAAUUCAACGGCCGCUCUGUCCCGCUCGACCUCCCCGCCGGCAUCGUCGGACAUAGUCCCUGGCUCGACCUUACCCAGAGCAUGCCGUCUGGCACGAUCAAUGCGAAAUGGGACUACCUGCCUCCGCCGAAACCCCAUGGGUCUCAUGGCGCAGACACUUUCCCGCCGUGUUCCCUGUGGCCGACGACCCCGCCGCGCUCUGAUCUCUAUGCGCCGGCCCCGUUGCUUGUGCAUCCGCUCGCGAGUCCGCUUGCCGCGCCGCCGUCCGCAUGGCAGGGUGCGCCACCUGUGUGGAUUGGUAUCGGGCAGGAAAUGCUCGCUGAUGAAGCAGCUUGUCUGGCUGGAUGGAUGGCUGAUACGAGUCCAGAUCGUGAUUCUCAUUCUUAUCCUUCUCAUGAUUCUGAUUCUUCGCAUUCUCAUGAUUUUCACGACGAUUCGCAUCAUUCUCAUCAAGAACAAGAUCAACACCAACACCACCAUGAGCGUCAGCAGCAACAACAGACUCCAUCUCCGAUCGUGCAUCUCAACCAGUACGCCCACAUGCCACAUGCCUUUGGGCUCCUGCUUGACCACACUGCCCAAUCGAAGCAUUAUAUGCGGUCCUGCGCAGACUUUAUUACCGCUUGUGUUAAUCUCUCCUCUUCCUCUUUUCCUUCCUCUUCCUCGUCUUCCUCUGAUCCCUCACACUCCCCCCACUCAAUCGCCUCCUCUUCGCCUCCCUCUCCCGCGUUGUCGUCGUCGCCAUACGACCUAUGUAACUCUGAUUCAAGCCUUUUGCCUCCUUCUUCCCCUUCCCCUCUUUUAUCCUCUCCUCCUCCAUCUUCUUCUCCUGCUGCUGCUGCUGCUCCUGCUCCCUCUUCUCUUCCAUCCUCUACUUCUGCUGCUGCUGCUGCUCCGACGACGACGACAACGACGGCAACAGCCCCGCCGCUCCUAUCCUCCAAAGCGACCUUCUUCGACCGGCAUGUCCACGCGACUGUCGAAUUGCAAAACACCUUUGACAUUUUCGCCUCCAACUCUAAUUCCUCCUCCUCUUCCAUCUCCAGUCCCAGUCCCAGUUCCAAGUCCAACUCCAGGACCAGGACCAGGACCAGCAAGAAAACGGACAAAAAGUCCAAAGACGGCAUCUUCUUCUCACAAGUCGAUAACAGUCAUCAUCACCAUCACCAUCACCGCCGUACAAAAGACUACUAUACGUACGAGGCGGUAUACAAGACAAUGUGCGAAGCGGCGCGGACGCGGGCAGAGUUGUUGAGCAAGGCGCUGAGCUCUGAGGGUGGGAGAAGAGGUGUAGAGACUGUGACUGUAGAUGGGCUAGCAAACAACGAAGCAGACGACGACGAAGAUGAAGAUGAAGAAGAGGACAAGGUAGACAAAGUAGAAAAAUACAAGAUAAAAAAUCAAGCCAGAGGAGAUGAAGAAGUCCAUGGAGAGGGAGCAGCGAUAGGGAUGCCGCGAUUCUGAGGUCCUUAGAACAAAGAACAUCUAGGUAGCUACACAAUAUAUAUCGCAAUGGGAAAUGAGAAAUGAGAAACGGGAAAUGCACAUCUCGUUUUCAAUCAUUACAGUAGACAAGUGAGCCAG
Molecule: messenger RNA, 2839 nt
Organism: Xylona heveae TC161
Lineage: Eukaryota; Fungi; Ascomycota; Xylonomycetes; Xylonales; Xylonaceae
Exons: 2
Coding region: 368-2719 (783 amino acids)
Molecular function (GO): hydrolase activity
Source: RefSeq, a predicted model, not a curated record